Arabidopsis lyrata subsp. lyrata is the source of this 813-nucleotide messenger RNA. RefSeq lists its product as uncharacterized. Bases 89 to 436 code for a protein of 115 amino acids. NCBI's taxonomy places the organism in Eukaryota, Viridiplantae, Streptophyta, Magnoliopsida, Brassicales, Brassicaceae. The record is from RefSeq and is a predicted model, not a curated record. The transcript has a single exon.
CUUCAUAGUCUCAACAAAUACACUACACUUACUCAACUUAUAGCCUUUCUACAAUUUCAAGAAACCAAACACAAGCUGAGUGAGAGAAAUGACUUCGAAAACAUGCCUCAUCUUCUUCUUCUCUUCUCUAAUCUUUACGAACUUCGCCUUAGCGCAAGACCGAGCUCCUCACGGAUUGGCUUAUGAGACCCCAGUGGCAUUUUCACCUUCUGCAUUUGACUUCUUUCAUGCAAAACCAGAAAACCCGGAUCCUACUUUAAACCCUUGCGUAGAAUCCGGCUGCUCGCCUCUCCCUGUGGCUGCAAAGGUCCAAGGAGCUUCGGCAAAAGCACAAGAAAGCGAUAUAGCAUCAAUGUCAACUGGUACUAGAAGCGGAAUAGAAGCUAGUCGUGUGGUUGGGAUCAUCUUUGGACUUGCGUUUGCGGUGCUGAUGUGAACCAUUAUAGAGCAUUGAGCUUGACUUUGAGUUGGAAUGUGUGCUUUUUCUUCACUUUUUCUUGAAGCAGAGUAUUAGAGUCUUUACCGCCAAGGCUGUGUUUGAAGGGUUAAGUUUGAGGCUUUAGCCUUAUAGUCCCAAACAAUAUAAAACUUUAGGAGAUCCAAUUUAGUUAAAGUCUAUAGUUUUAGAGUCUAUGUAGUAGAUUGAAUCUAUAGAAAGAAAGUUUGGUUAGAAAUCUCGAGAAUAAGAGUUUGGUUGACAGUUUCUUGAAAACAAAAGGUAUAUAUGUAUGUCUUUAGACUUUCUAGUUACCAUUUUCAAUAUUUUGUAUCCUUUGAAAUCAAGAUAAACUUUUAUUAUUAUAAGUUAUAACC